Messenger RNA from Cherax quadricarinatus, 4346 nucleotides. The record is from RefSeq and is a predicted model, not a curated record. NCBI's taxonomy places the organism in Eukaryota, Metazoa, Arthropoda, Malacostraca, Decapoda, Parastacidae.
CUUGGAUGUUCCAGAGUUAAAAUUAGUGAAGUUUGGGUUUGUGAAAAUAUGUGGUUAAGGAGUCAUAUAUAAUUAUUUUAUAAGUUUCUGAUACAGUAUAACUAUAGACUUUUUUAAUUUUGAGAUAAAUUAGGAACUUAUGGACCUCAGUGAGUGGUGGGGUAGAGUGUAGUGUUGAUAAAUGUCAUAAAUAAGUGGAAAAUGAAAUAUUGAGUCCGGCAGUGAGGGAACAUGGCGUCGCUAUGUACACAGAUAUUGAUAUAACUGACUAUAACGUUCCACUGUAAGCUCAGUAUGAGUGGAGACGGAGGGGAGGAGGAUCAAGUGGUGAAAGUGGAGGCUACAACUCCUGCAGCUACUAGUGCAACGACAACUACUGUCACCACAAUUACCAAUUGUACCUCUAGUACAAGAGCAAAAACUCCUCCAACAGAUCCUGUAACCCCACUAACACCUCCAAACUCUGCUGCUGCCUCAACUCCAAGCACCACAACAGGCACCAAUGAUAUACUUCCAUUAGCAUCAGCAACUCCAGCAGAGGUCCAACCAGAAGCAGCAGUAACAAUAGCAGCAGCAGCAGCAGCAACAAUAACAACAGCCCCAGCAACAGCAGCAGUAACAACUGUAGCAGUAGUUAACAAAGAAAAGUCGGAGGAGGAAGUGCAAGAAGAAGAGAACACUGCAGAUGAACCAAGUAGCUCCCCAGAGCAAGUGCAUAUAUCUGCAGAGCAGUUAGCCCUUUUAUCAAAGGAUGAGUUGGUGGAAAAAUGGAUACAGCAAGAUAAAUUUGUGGAGAGCAUACGAAACAGGAUGGAAGCCAUGGAAAAAGAAGUGGAAGAGCUACGAGGUGCACGGGAAAAUGAGGAGAGAUUGAAAGGGCAACUAGCUGAACUGCAACGCAAGGAGCAAUACCAUAUUAUGCGACUCUCUUGUAAGGAGCAUGAACUACAGGAUAUGGGGUAACACGGGAAAACAGUUGAUGGCCAAAUGUCGCUUGUUGAUUAAAGAGAAUGAGGAACUUGGCCGCAUGAUUACUUCUGGUCGUCUUGCCAAGUUAGAAGGUGAACUGGCACUACAAAGAAAUUUUAGUGAAGAACUUAAGAAAUCUCAGUCAGAAUUGGAUGAGUUUUUGCUGGAGAUGGAUGAAGAUACAGAAGGCAUGCAGGGGACCAUUUACUACCUCCAGCAGCAACUGCGGCAGGCUAAGGAGCGCAUUGCUCAACUGAAUGCUCAGUUAGCACUCACUCAAACCCCAGACCCUCAACCAGUUGAGGACAGUAGUGCCCAGGUAAUUUCAGAAGGAGGCAGUGAAUUAAAUAAUGAGGUAGAACGGACAGAAGAAAUAACAUUGGUACCACAGCCCAAUGGAGAUACGUCACACGAUGAGCCUCAAAUAAAUAGUGAAUCCUCAGUUCUGGACCCAACAGCAGCAAUUCCACUAACCAAUGGCCGUAAACGGACGCAGAGUGAAAUUGAUGAUGGGGCAGAAAUGACUGAUGGGGGUUUAGACGUAGGGGAGGAGUUUAUUAGUGAGACUGAGGGUUUACCACCAAGGAAACGGACCAGAACUGAUGGUGAAGAGGAGGUUGGAGGAGGAGGAGAGGCGAACACAGUACCAGUAGUGGAGAAUGGUGUAUUAGAAUCGGAAUAGGGAUGCAAGUGACAUUGCUUGCAUUAUUCUCUCAUAGGGAAAUGGUGGAGUGUGUAAGUUCACCAAAGGAACAGAGGGCUCUCAGCUCGAGCUUUUGCUCAUGACCUGUGUUAAACCAUGCUGGCCCUCUGUAGUUUGCCUCCCAGGCCUAGUGGUCUUCAUUGUGCACCACAGUUACUGUCCAAAUUUUGUACAGACAAGUCUCAUUUUUGUAUAGCUAAUUAAGAAAAUUUAUUAAUGGUGGCAAAAAUGUUUAUAGGCAUCGUUGGUCUCUUGGAUUACCUUUGGGGUCAGGUCUCUUCAUUUGGAAUUAUCCACACUAAAGACAAUAAUAAUGAGGGUUCAGCUGUUAGUGUGUGCCCAGUCUUUAUCUUCCUUCACAGCAUAUAAUACAUCCUGUUGUAGAUAGAAUUCAACACAGUGUUCAUACAUUUGAAGUUUAAAAACAUGUUCCACUUUAUGCCAUGACGUACCUUAAUAGUGGUAGCACAUGCUUUUCUUCUACUUCUCCAUAAUUUUUUUUAUAAUGCUCUUUAAAAUUUUCAUUGUGCCAGAAACAGCUGCUUUAUGGAUACCAUACCCAAGGCUGUUUAGAAUGUUGCUUUCUCACAUUUCUUUAAAAUUCCAUCAUGAUUUCAUUAGGAUGCAUUACUAGCUUGAGACUUUUGACUUCUGUGAUUAACAUGUUAGACUUUCAUGCCCAUCUAAACCAUACAAUUUACAGCAGCCCAGAAAUAGAGUAUACUGCUCAAUAUCUAAAGUUCUCCUAUGUCAAUAACUUGCUUUAAGAAAAUCUUCACUCUGAAUUAAUUGACUGUAUAUUUCAUCCAUUGUAUACAUCUGUAAUAGGAUUUAAAUUGAGUGAAUGGAUAUGACAAGUAAGAGUAAAGAAGUGUUUGGGCAUUUAUUGAUACAUACAGCUGAACUUCUCGCCAUCCUUUUUAGAUUGACAUGUUUCUCAUUCACACUUUGAAAUUUCCAGUCAUGUGUUGAUAAAUAUCAAUUUUAGAUGGAAAUUUAAGGCAGAAGCAUCAGUGAUACUGGAAACAAAUAUGUUUCCAGUAUCAUUAUCCGAUAAAGCUAUUUAUUUUAAUUAUACUUGGUUUGCAGUUCAUAAUGCUGGUAUUGAGAUUUAUUGUGCUACCACAGGGUAUAAAACAUUCAUCAUUCUGUUUUGAUAUUUGAUGUUCUGUUUGAGAAAGAAUGCAAGGUAAAUGAGUACUAAAUAUAUCCCUGUAAUAAAUAUGUGCUUGGUUUUCUAGUUUUUAUUUUUAUUUUUAUAUGUAUUGAUACUAACAUGUACUCAAGAUGUAAUUUGUGUAAGAGGCACUUUUUAGUAUGUAAAUUUAGUCAUGAAAAAUGUAAGUAGAUACUUUCAAGAUUUGUAAUGUCUUGUAUAAUUCCCACAGUGUGGAUAACAGCCUUAUCUUAAAAUUGGGUAUUAUUUGGUGGUUAACACUAAUUUAUAUGAAGUAAAUCCUAUAUUCUUAUAAACAAAUAUUGAUAGCAAAUCUUAGACCUUCAUGUUUAUGUUCAAUUACAUUUUAUUUUAUAAUCCUUGGGCAAAUCAGAGUAAGAAAAGUUUUUAGAUGAGAAACUUUCAUCUUGGCUGUGAGGAGUGCUAGUGUGUGUGUGAGAGAAAGAGAGAGGAAUGUGUAUGUAUGUGACAAUGUCUGUAUCACCCUUCAACUUUUCUCUUUUAUUUUAUUUUUGGUGUUCCCUCCUAUCAUUAUUAUUUAUGCUUUUGUUGUUUUUCUCUAAUUCCUUUUCUCUUAACUUUUUAUUUUUAUUCUCUCUCCUUUCACACCUGCUACCAUCUUACUUCACUCUUAUCACUAACUCUGCCCGUACUGCCAGUACUACCACUCUCCAUAAUCACCUCACUGCACUGCUGCCCUCCCAGUUGUCUCCCUCUCACCACUAUUGUAUACUGCUCCCUUCCUUCCCUCUCACAUUCCUUAUCUUUCAUUUGCACUCUUCAUUUUUAACCCCUAUUUCUCUCCCUUUCCUCACUCCUAAAUGAUUCCUGUUUCCUCUUGCAUUCCUCCUUUUUAAGGAGAAAAGUCUUCAAAUGCUUCUUAGGAUUAUGUAUAUCAAAUUUUAGAAUAUAUUUGUAUAUUUUUGUUGUAAAAUUUCAUGUUCAUAUUUAAAAAAUAAUUAAAUAUUUGUGUCCAAUAAGUGAUUUUCACAUAGUGUAUAAAGGUAGCAGAAUUAUAUAUAUUUUAAUGAGUGUUCUUUCAAAUGUAAUAUCCAAAAUUUAAAGCAGAUGACACAAAAUAUUAUUUUAUGAAUGAGUUGUGUUUGAAGUUAGAGAUGGGCCAAUGUAAUAAAUACAUUUAAAUUAAUGCUAAAUUUGUAGUGCAGUAAAAAUGGCAAUUUUCUGAAGUGUGUGUAGCAACAGCACAGUACGCAUGCUCUAAAAUAUUGAACUGUUACAGUGGAGAAUGUCUCAAGAAAAGUAGCGGACAUGAAAAGUGGUUGAUAAGAAGGGUGAAUGGGAACAUGAGAUGGUUAUGCAGUGUAAGAACAUGUUUUGCUGUGAGUGAUUGUUUGAUAAACGAUGCUCUUAAUCAUUUAUGUUGUUUGUCAGGAAUAUGCCACUCUUAAUAGUCUUCGGUUUACACUCCAGUUUUUAGUUAAGAAUUGAACCAGUACUAAAAAAUGCAGGUACAAAUAAAUAUUUUACUUUAUUUCU